Messenger RNA from Rotaria sp. Silwood2, 777 nucleotides. NCBI's taxonomy places the organism in Eukaryota, Metazoa, Rotifera, Eurotatoria, Philodinida, Philodinidae. The record is from the annotation of a GenBank genome assembly.
AUGGUUGUAGUUGAAACAAAAUCUCAAAUACUGGAAAUAGGUGCUCAUGAAAUGGCAAUCGCACAUGUUGUCGGUGGUGGUAGUGAUACAAUAAAUGGGAGUCAUCAUUCAAUUAAUCAAAAUUAUCGUUCAUCAACAAUUCCAUAUCAUUGUCUACAAUCAAUAGAAGAAGCUCGAGAAAUGAAUGCUUUUAUUAGUGAAGGUUAUAUGAGACUAAAACCUCUUCUAUAUCCGUGUACAAUUGAAUUUAGUCUUAUGUCUUUAACUCUUUUCUAUCUCAUUUGGGAAAAUAUAGGUAAAACAUUUGCCUAUAAAAUGUCUGAUAAAGCAUCAACAAAAAAUGUUUUUAUGGUUAAUUGUCAUGCAUCAAUUAAAGGUUUAUUUGCUGGUAUGAUUGUUUUUUCGUGUACAGUCAUAUCAAUUAUUCUUUAUGCUGUUUUUCGAAAUAAAAUUGGUGAUGACAUACAUGCUGUAUCAGCAUUAACAACUCAUGGCGAAAAUUUUCAUUCUAAUAGAAUUCAUUCUCGUGGAAUCAUAAUAGCAAAUAUAACAACAACAACGUUAUCUUCUCGGCAUCAUUUAGUUGUUUCUCCACCACCAUUAGCUCAUGGUCCCUUAACAUCAAUACCAAAAACUCCGAAAAAAAUUUUAUAUAGUAUUGCUAUUGUUGAAAUUGUUAAUUUAAGUUUAUUAAUUACUUCAUUAACGGCAACAUUAUGGGCAUUAAUGAAAAUUCGAAAAUUACAAUAUAAGAGAACGACUACACGUAUGAAAUAA